This is a messenger RNA of Hibiscus syriacus, 1505 nucleotides long. RefSeq names its product nuclear speckle splicing regulatory protein 1-like. Bases 341 to 1252 code for a protein of 303 amino acids. The transcript is spliced from 6 exons. Gene Ontology annotation, biological process: regulation of alternative mRNA splicing, via spliceosome. The record is from RefSeq and is a predicted model, not a curated record. NCBI's taxonomy places the organism in Eukaryota, Viridiplantae, Streptophyta, Magnoliopsida, Malvales, Malvaceae.
UCCAAAAGAACCCUUGUUUAUCUAUCUCUCUCUCUCUCAAUUUCUUUGGUGGAUUUCUCUUGACGUGGCGGUGUUGUCUUUCUGAACUAUCCUUUCUUCUUCAUCAUCUUGUCGAUCUACACCUAUCUGUAAAAGAAGAAGAAACACCAUGUACGCUUACAUGUUAAUUUUGGUGUAAGAUAACAACAACAGACAACCUCCAGCAUCUGACGAUCCCAACUCUUCCCCCUGCCCCGCCGCCUCCUCGACUCCGCGACCGAGAUUCGCGUGAGCAACGAGACCGCGAUUUCUACGAUCGCAACUGCUCUCCCCCGCCUCCGCCUCCUAGAGAGAGAAAAAGAUGAAGAAGUACGGUUUACAGCUGAGGGUUCCGCUGUUCCAACAGAAAAAGACGGUGACAAGACCACCAUUACCUCCUCCUCGCGGCUUCCAAAAAGACGACGAUGAUGACGUGGAGAGAGAGAUUUCCCGCCAAGCUCACAAGAACAAAGCUCUCAAGGAAGUAGAGGAGCAACAUAAGAAAGCUUUAGAGGAAGAUCCUUCGGUGUUUGAUUACGAUGGAGUUUACGACGAGAUGAAGGAGAAGGUUGUUCGCCCCCGUCUUCAAGAUCGCGAAGAGAGAAAGCCAAAAUAUAUUCAUAACUUAAUGAAAAAAGCGGAGCAACGGAAAUGGGAACAGGAGAUAGUAUACGAGAGGAAGCUUGUGAAAGAGAGAAGUAAAGAGGAUCACCUUUACUCAGACAAAGAUAAGUUUGUGACUAGUGCCUACAAGAAAAAGCUUGCUGAGCAGGCAAAAUGGAUGGAGGAAGAACGCCUACGACAACUUCGAGAGGAGAAAGAGGAUGUUACCAAGAAGAGUGACUUGAGUGAUUUUUACUUCAACCUUGGUAAAAAUGUUGCGUUUGGGGCAAAUGAAUCAAAAUCAAGAAAACUUGAAUUAGGGAAACUUGAGAAGGAGAGCGAGAAAGAUGCAUCCAAUAGAGAUCAGCCGUUGCCUGAACCAACUGCUCCCGAGUCUUCUGCUAUGACUGACCAGACUCGAGAUGAAACAGGUUCUAGAGAAAUAUUUGAGUCUCGAGAUUCGAAGCCAAUAACCAAAGAUAUACUUCCAGACAGUACAAUACAGGAGAACACUUCAGAGAAACAACCGUCUGUUGAUGGACCAAAAAGCAACCAUCAUAAAAGAGGUGAAGAUGCAGUUGCAGCAGCUAGAGAACGUUUUCUGGCACGCAAGAGGGCAAGGGAGCAAUGAUAUGCUUCCUCUCUCCGACAACGGAUUUAUGAUGUGUUAUAAUUAUUUACGAUGUUGCAAAUUCUAGACUCAAGUUUUUGGGAAAUUACUUUGCUGUCAGAACCCAGGUUGAUCAUGAAUUCACCAUGCCAAGAGAAGCCACUGUUAUGAUAUCAAUCAUGUAUUCGGAAGUUGGCAUCUGAUAUCAAUGUCCAAAUAUAUGUUUGAAAACGGUUAACAUAAAUUUUAAGUGAAAAUGUAGAUGUUAGAUAUA